AUGGCUAUAUCGUCUACGACCUCCAUUAGCGGCUCGAACUCGGGACUUCAGAUAGGGCAAAGUUAUGGUCCUAUCACCGCGAAUUUUAAUCCUUCCACUGAGCAGUUUGAAAUAUCAGCGAAUCGAGCAUGUUUACAGGAUUUGCAGACGACCAAUCCUCGACAUGACAAGGAUCGUAUCGAGAAGGACAAGGGUGGGCUACUCAAAGACGCAUAUUGCUGGAUUCUUGAACAUGUUGAUUUCAAACGAUGGCAGUCUCAGGAACAGAGCUCAUUGCUCUGGGUAAAGGGUGACCCUGGGAAGGGUAAAACAAUGCUCCUGUGUGGAAUUAUCGACGAGCUGUUGAAGACUUCUGAAUCUGCUGUCGUAUCGUUCUUUUUUUGCCAGGCUACCGACAUACGAAUAAAUCACGCGACUGCAGUCCUUCGCGGUCUUAUCUUCAUGCUGGUUGAGCAGCAGCCAUCUCUCGUCUCCUAUAUACGGUGCCAGUACGACAAGGCUGGGAAGCAGGUUUUUGAAGAUGUUAAUGCGUGGGAAGCUCUUUCAGAAAUCCUCACUAGUAUCCUCGAAGAUCCGAGGUUACAGACCACCUAUUUAAUCAUCGAUGCUCUGGACGAAUGUACUACGGGCCUAAAUCGACUCCUUGACUUUCUUGCUCAGAAUUCAACAGUAUACCCACAUGUCAAAUGGAUCGUCUCGAGCCGUAACUGGCCAGCUAUUCAAGAGACUCUCGACACGGCGAAGCAAAAAACAAAUCUUUGGCUUGAAUUAAAUGAGGUGUCUGUCUCCAAGGCUGUCGCCGCCUUUAUCCACUACAAGGUUCAGAAAUUGACUGAACAAAAAAAAUACACCAACGAGAUCUGCGAUGCUAUUUCGCGACACUUGCUGUCAAAUGCACAUGGAACCUUUCUCUGGGUAGCCUUGGUGUGCAAGGCACUCGCCAAUGUUCCUCGGAGGCACGUCCAAAAGAAGUUGAAAGAAUUCCCUUCGGGCCUUGAUGAGCUUUAUCGGCGUAUGCUAGGCCAGAUCAAUGAUUCAGAUGAUGCUGAACUUUGCAAGUCGCUCCUGAGCGUUAUCACGACCGUUUACCGACCUAUCACGUUGGAUGAAUUACCUUUUUGUAUGGACUUGCCUGAAGAAGUCGUGGACGAUUUAGAUGUCGCAGAGAUUAUAGGGCUUUGUGGCUCUUUCCUCACAUUCCGGGGACGCACGAUCUCCCUUGUUCAUCAGUCGGCCAAGGACUUUCUGCUUCGAGAUGUGGUUCAUGAAGUUUUUCCGCACGGAAAAGACGGAGUACACGAUUCUAUUGUUUUGAAGUCGUUGCAAGUUAUGUCUGGUGCGUUACGACGCGACAUAUAUAGCCUCUUUCACCCUGGAUAUCCAAUCGACAGGGUUCAGCAGCCGGAUCCAGACCCGCUAGUUGCCCUACGCCCCGCCAGCAGUGUCACCAGAAAAGAAUUUUGGGUAGAGGAACCGGCUUGGGUAAUUGCGCAGCCAGCCAUCCCAGAUGACUGGAGCGCUUGCUUCCAGACCCUCGAGGGUCAUAGCAAGCGUGUCAACUCAGUCAUAUUUUCCCAUGAUUCGAAAUUCCUCACCUCAGGUUCGGACGAUGGUCUGAUAAAGGUGUGGAAUGCUAACAGCGGCGAAUGCUUCCAGACCUUCGAGGGUCAUACCGGCCCGGUCAACUCGGUCACAUUCUCGCAUGAUUCGACAAUCCUCGCCUCAGGUUCAAACGAUGGCAUGGUCAAAGUAUGGGAUGCUAACAGCGGCGAAUGUCUCCAGACCCUCAAAAGUCAUAGUGAGUGGGUCAACUUUGUAACCUUCUCUCAUGACUCGAAGCUUCUUGCCUCAGCUUCAGGCAUCUACGAAUAUGAUCCGUUCGAUGAUGAUUUUGAAAGCGGUUCAGUUGACUUGGUUGAUUUCUCUCAUGAUUCAAAGCUCCUCUCAUCAGCAUCAGAAAAUAACACGAUAAAGUUGUGGGAGACUAGUAGCGGCCGCUGCCUCCAGACCCUUGAGGGUCAUAGCAAGCGGGUCAACUCAGUCGCAUUUUCCCAUAAUUCGGAACUCCUCGCCUCAAGUUCGGACGAUGGCAGAAUCAAGGUAUGGAAUGCUAACAGCGGCGAAUGCCUCCAAAUCCUCGAGGGUCAUACCGGCCCGGUCAACUCGAUCACAUUCUCGCAUGAUUCGACAAUCCUCGCCUCAGGUUCAAACGAUGGCAUGGUCAAAGUAUGGGAUGCCAACAGCGGCGAAUGCCUCCAGACUCUGGAGGGCCAUAGUAGCUUAGUCCUCGCAGUCACCUUCUCCCAUGAUUCGCAGCUUCUCGCCUCAGCUUCUUUUGAUAUUACAGUCAGAGUGUGGGAUGCCAACAGCGGUGUAUGCGUCCAGAUCCUCAAGGGCCAUAUCGACUCAAUUAGCUCAGUAAACUUCUCGCAUGAUUCAAAGCUUCUCGUCACGGCCUCACACGAUCGUACGGUCAAGGUGUGGGAUGCUAGCAGCCACGAGUAUCUCCAGACCCUCGAGGAUGAUGGUGACUCAGUCCGCUCAGUCACCUUCUCCUAUGACUCGAAGCUCCUUUCCCCGGCCUCGAAUAAUGGUACUGUCAAAGUGUGGGAUACUAGUAGCAGCAAGCUCCUCUACACUCUUGAGAGUUGUAGUGACUCGGUCCGCUUAAAUACCUUCUCCUAUAAUUCGAAACUUCUCGCCUUGGUUUCAGACAAUCACACAGUCAAAUUGUUGGAUACUAGCAGUGGAAGUUGCCUCCAAACCCUCAAGGAUCAUAGUGACUCAGUUUGCUCAGUUGCCUUCUCCCAUGAUUCGAAGCUCGUCGCCUCGGCUUCACACGAUUGUAUAGUCAAAGUGUGGGAUACUAGCAGCGGUAGUUGCCUCCAGACCCUUGAGGCUCAUAGCAAGUGGGUCGACUCAGUCACAUUUUCCCAUGAUUCGAAGGUCCUCGCCUUGGUAUCAGACAAUCGCACGGUCAAAUUAUUUGAUACUAGCAAUGGAAAUUGCCUCCAAACUCUUGAAAAUCACAGCAGCUUGGUCAACUCGGUCACAUUCUCACACGAUUCGAAACUCGUCGCCUCGGCUUCACUGGAUUGUACGGUCAAAGUGUGGGAUACCAGCAGCGGUCAAUGCCUCCAGAAUUUCGAGGGCCAUAGCGACUCGGUUCGCUCAGUCACCUUCUCCCGUGACUUGAAAAUCCUCGUCUCCAUCUCAGCCGAUAGCAAGGUCAAGGUGUGGGAUGUCAACAACGGUGAAUGCCGUCAAGGGUUCGAUAUUGGGAAAUCCGCCUUUCCGAUACCGGCUGACAUCACCAACUUAUACCUUAAAACUGAUAAUGGCAAUAUUCGUCUUUCUUUAGCUGCGGUAUAA
Penicillium manginii is the source of this 3372-nucleotide messenger RNA. RefSeq lists its product as uncharacterized. Gene Ontology annotation, molecular function: protein binding. NCBI's taxonomy places the organism in Eukaryota, Fungi, Ascomycota, Eurotiomycetes, Eurotiales, Aspergillaceae. The record is from RefSeq and is a predicted model, not a curated record. The coding region runs from base 1 to 3372 and encodes 1123 amino acids. The transcript is spliced from 4 exons.